AUGGUCAUCGCCCGGCCGGCGGCCUUGUUCGACCCUUACGCCGCCAUUGCCGCUCUCGAGGAGGUAGUGAACGUUACGAGAGACAAGAAAGACGACAGGGCCACCCGUUUUCAGAUAGUUCUGAGACAGUGCCGCCCAUUGGUUAACAGUCCAAACCUACAACAGAUUCUUAUUAAGCUAGUGGCAACGAAGGAGGAAGCCGCGGUGGCUAAGGUUAUAGCCAAAGCGACAAAGUAGCCUGCCUCAGCCUACCACGGGUCGUUCAGGGGACGGACGCGUGGAAGCCCGUAUUCAAGGCGUGGGACUUUCCUCAUAAGGCCUCCAACCGCUCCUCGUUGUUGGCUGUGUGGAAAGAUGGGCCACAUCUCCCGUUUUUGCCGAGAGAGGCGCUGAUCCUGAUUUUCACGUUUGUUCUGAUAUUCUUUUUCUGGAAGUUAUUUGAUAAUGUUUCAUUGAUAAUAAAGCGUUCGAGUUUGUACUUAAUACGUUGUCUACGUUUCUGUUAGUAUUUUCCUACGAAUCUGUUGUCUCAAGGUUAGAGAGGUGACCCCACUAGCGUUUUGCUUAUAGGCAUGCCCUUGGGCCCGAUUACUCGGGCUACGGUGGUCAUUCUCUCUGAACUCGGAUGCAAUUUUUCUGGGCGCGGGUUACUUUCCCCUUCUGAUCGUUCGUUUCGAUGAUUUCUUUUAGCCUACGGUGAAGCGUCUAAGGGGAGAGGUAUUAGAGUUUGCGCCCUUGGAAGCGGAGAAGAGGGCUGAACAUAGAGAAAUACGCUGGAUAUCCUUGGAUGGAGACCCAAGUUCAGAGAGAAUAACUAACAGUAAAAAGUGCCUGUCGGAUAUUUGUAGCAUUGUUCGGGGUGAAACACCCGUUUCGAUGUGUGAUUUGUCUUUUCGUGAUCCUGAUUCUUUUAAGUCUGGUGAACUCCGUACAUGCAUUGACCUCUGGAAGGAUAUUUUGGAGGGUUAUGACCAGGCGGAAAAUGUCCUUGAGUGGAUAGGAAAGGGUGUAAAUAUCAGGGAAUUUAUGAGGCCGUUUCGGGGGUCCUUUAUGGGUGUCAACUAUGAUAGCACCGAUCCCCCAUCGAGGGCCUUCAAAAACCACCACUCUUGUAAACAGUUUUCGCAGUUUGUUACGGAGAUACUUUUACAGCGCAUCGAGACUGGGGCAAUCCGUGUCUAG
Messenger RNA from Porites lobata, 1182 nucleotides. The record is from the annotation of a GenBank genome assembly. Lineage: Eukaryota; Metazoa; Cnidaria; Anthozoa; Scleractinia; Poritidae.